CGUACUAUAGUUUUAUAAAAUGAAGAUCACUCGAUAUAAAAAGGUCCAGAAAUACUUAAAGUUCUACUACAAUAACUUUGGUUUCCACCAGCCGUAUCAAGUUUUGCUGGACGGCACAUUUUGUUUUGCUGCUUUCAAAGAACAAAUAAACAUAAGAGAACAAAUCCCAAAAUAUUUGAACUCACAAGCUAAAUUAUUGACCACAAGAUGUAUAAUAAUAGAAACAGAGAAAAUUGCAAAAAAGACCCAUGGAGCCCUAACUAUAUUGAAGCAAUUUGGCAUACAUGAAUGUAAUCAUAAGGAGCCUAUUGGAGGUUCUAACUGUAUAUUGUCUAUGGUAGGUCGGAAGAAUGACAAGCACUACAUACUGGCAACACAGGACAGGGACUUACAGGACAAAAUGAGAGAAAGAGCUGGUGUUCCACUUCUGUACCUCCAUAACAAAUCUCCGACACUAGAAAAGCCUUCACCGGCAAGCAAUGCUAAAGCAGGCCAAAGCUUGGAAGGGAACCCUAAUUUAUUUAUCACUGAAACUCAAAAUGAGGCAUUGCAAACUAUGAAAAAAGUCCUUGGAGUAGAAGAAAAAGUUGAGGAACGGAAAAUUCCUAUUAGAAAGAAGAAACAGCAUAAUCCUAAUCCUCUGUCCUGUAAAAAGAAGAAGAAGAAAGGACCAGUUAAUAAUAAUAAGAGUAAAGGGGAGAGUGUGAGUGAAGGUAAAGUUAGGAAAAGAAAGAAGAAAAAGUUGCCACAACAUCUGAAAGAGCAGUUGAAGGCUGCUGCUACUAGUAGUUAAUAAAAGUUUUUAUAAUUAAA
Molecule: messenger RNA, 813 nt
Organism: Helicoverpa armigera (cotton bollworm)
Lineage: Eukaryota; Metazoa; Arthropoda; Insecta; Lepidoptera; Noctuidae
Product: rRNA-processing protein UTP23 homolog
Exons: 2
Coding region: 20-793 (257 amino acids)
Cellular component (GO): nucleolus; small-subunit processome
Molecular function (GO): small ribosomal subunit rRNA binding
Source: RefSeq, a predicted model, not a curated record